CUUAACGUCUGUGUGAGAGAAAUUUCUGACCCCUCUCUCCUUAUAAAUUUUCCAAACAAAAACAAAAUAUUACAGAGCAAGUAAGAAGAAGAAGAAAAUCAAUCACACACUCACAUCACAUGCCUAGCGGUUGCUGCAUUAGAGCUCUAUGGAUCCUCAACAAUCUCGACGCCGUCGUUUUUUCCAGGAGGUUUCCGGUAGUGGAGAAGCAAUGGCGCGCGGCUUGUAAGCGCGAAAAUGACAGCUUAAAGGAGGAAGAAGAUCGUGUUAAGAACAGCGUGUUACCUGUUCUUCCUAAUGAUUCUGAGCUUGCUAAUGCAUUUUUGGAUAGAAAGAGAAGAGAGGGUUCAACACGAGGUUAUGGCAUACGUGUGAGUCAGUCAACUGAGGGGUCAGAUUCUUGGGUUGAUGACCCCAUUACUCGACACAUUAUAAGCCUUUGUAUGGGCACAGAGGAAGAAGGAGAGAGUUACCUUCUAUGGCCUUUAAUUUUGCAUGUAAGAGGCUCUUACUGCAUUCUUGUUUUGCCCCUCGUUGAGCCAAGGCAUUUAAAGGCGUAUUCAAGAAUAUGCAGAAGAUCUGAUUGUGGAAAUGCUGUUGGAGUGGAUGAAAGCAUUUCUUCCCUCCUGCUAGAUCUCCCAUCCAUCACAGGGUCUUUCAUGGUUGCAAUUGCUAUUGGUGACAUAAUUACUGGUGAUGUGGUAGAUCCAGAGGUGGUUGUAAGUGUGUCACCAUCUGUGGGAGGAUUGUUGGAUUCUUUAACUGGAAGCAUAGGAAUAUCGGGUAUCUCCUCUAGGGCAAAACCUGUGGCUGCAACUGUUGCAUCUGUUAUCCCAUCCAGCACUGCUGCAACUGGAGCAUUUACCUUAGACACUCCAAAGGUUGGUUCAAGGCCUUUGGAUAAAGAUGCACUUCGAAAUUUCAUCAGUAGUGCCAUGCCAUUUGGUACACCUUUGGAUCUCAACUUCUCCAAUAUUUUUGCUAUAAGGGCUAAUGGCUUUUCUUCAUCAGACCUACCUCCUUCAGACCAAAAACAACCAGCAUGGAAGCCGUAUCUUUACAAAGGAAAACAAAGAAUACUGUUCACAGUCCAUGAGACUAUUCAUGCUGCUAUGUAUGAUAGGGAUGAUAUUUCAGAUACUAUAUCGGUGGCAGGCCAAAUCAAUUGCCGGGCAGAAUUGGAAGGAUUACCUGAUGUAUCGCUCCCUUUGGCAGGGUUGCACAAGGCUCAUGUUGAUGUUUUAUCUUUCCAUCCUUGUGCUCAAGUCUCUGAACAAGUUGUUGAUAAACAGGCUAUGAUGUUUUCACCACCAUUAGGCAAUUUUGUUUUGGUCCGUUAUCUGGCAAAUUGUGCUUUUGGCCCUCCUGUAAUGGGAUUUUACCAGCUGUCAAUGGUCUCUGAAGAUGAAGGCGCUUUUUUAUUCAAGUUGCGCAUAAUGGAAGGGUACAGGACUCCUCUAACAAUGGAGUUCUGUAAUGUGACUAUGCCUUUCCCCAGGAGAAGGAUUGUUUCUUUUGAUGGGACACCUUCUAUUGGAACUGUAUCAACCACAGAGCACUCAGUUGAAUGGAAGAUUAUCCCAAGUGGUAGAAGCGUUGUUGGUAAAAGCAUUGAAGCAACUUUCCCGGGAACAAUUCGAUUUGCACCGUGGCAAAGUCAAAGAUGGAAGUCCGGAUCUGGAAACAUGAGUGACGGAGAAAGUGAUGGAGAGACAGAGAGCACAAGCAAUAUGGUAAAUGCAGAGGAACUCCUAAUAGAAAAAAUGUGCAAAGAUCUUCCUCCUGUUGAUCUAGAGGAGCCAUUUUGCUGGCAGGCAUACAAUUAUGCUAAAGUUUCAUUCAAGAUUACUGGGGCUUCAUUAUCUGGAAUGUAUAUAAAUCCUAAAUCUGUGAGCAUAUACCCGGCUGUCAAAGCUCCUGUGGAGUUGUCAACUCAGGUUACCUCCGGAGAUUAUAUAUUGUGGAAUACAUUGGGGAAGUGCCCAUCUGCAGCAAGGGCUUGAGCACAUAUGAUUUAAUGGUAAUGACAGAAUACAUGCUUUUCUUUUUGCUCCAUGCCGUGGUAAAGCCGGUUGGCACAUAUACUAAUUUGGCCUGAAAUUGUUUAAAAACUUCUCGUUGCUUGUAAUUUUGAAGUUUAGUGCCUAAAUUAAAACAAAUUAUAGUUCUCUCGUCAAAAUAAAAUAACACAAAAGUUUAGUGA
This is a messenger RNA of Mercurialis annua (annual mercury), 2203 nucleotides long. RefSeq names its product AP-5 complex subunit mu. Gene Ontology annotation, biological process: endosomal transport. Lineage: Eukaryota; Viridiplantae; Streptophyta; Magnoliopsida; Malpighiales; Euphorbiaceae. The coding region runs from base 120 to 2003 and encodes 627 amino acids. The record is from RefSeq and is a predicted model, not a curated record. Gene Ontology annotation, cellular component: lysosome; cytosol; AP-type membrane coat adaptor complex. The transcript is spliced from 8 exons.